AUGUUGUUGCAACCCUUCACUACUUGCUUCACCUUUCUUCGUAGGAUGACCAAAUCCUUCCUCAACAAACCACCAAGAAUCGUAAAGGGCAUGAUGAGGGCAUGCUAUAAAGGAAAACGACCCAGGAGAAAAUUCUCUUCAGGUUCUGGCUUGUCAACCUCUUCUUUCCUUCACAUGGAGCUGUCCACUCAGUUUCAUCAAGUUUUCAAGCUGAUUGACUCUAAUGGGGAUGGGAAGAUCUCAGCCAAUGAGCUGAGUGAGGUGCUUGCAUGCCUUGGAUACAACAAGAGCAGUGCUGCUAAGGAAGCUGAAGGCAUGGUGAGAGUGUUGGACUUCAAUGGAGAUGGGUUUGUGGACUUGGAUGAGUUCAUGGUUGUCAUGGAAGAAGAAGAUGAAGAGGAAGAAGAGAAGAUUGGAAGUGGCACGAGGCAUGAUGAUGGUUACCUGAUGGAUGCUUUUCUUGUCUUCGACACUGACAAAAAUGGCCUCAUUUCAGCCAAGGAACUGCAGAGAGUUCUCAUCAAUCUAGGGUGCGAAAACUGUAGCCUCAGAGAGUGCAAACGUAUGAUCAAAGGGGUUGAUAAGAAUGGAGAUGGGGCUGUGGAUUUUCAAGAAUUUCGAUCCAUGAUGCAAACUGGACUUGCAAAUUAG
Messenger RNA from Sphenostylis stenocarpa, 651 nucleotides. NCBI's taxonomy places the organism in Eukaryota, Viridiplantae, Streptophyta, Magnoliopsida, Fabales, Fabaceae. The record is from the annotation of a GenBank genome assembly.